Cuscuta europaea is the source of this 1263-nucleotide messenger RNA. Lineage: Eukaryota; Viridiplantae; Streptophyta; Magnoliopsida; Solanales; Convolvulaceae. The record is from the annotation of a GenBank genome assembly.
ACUUUUUUGGCAAUUUCCUUUAAAGAAUACUUUUUGAUGGAGUGAGUAAAAUAAUGUCAGAGCAUCUAAAAUAUGUAGAAGAUCAUCGGGUGUAGGAGUUGCCACGAAUUUCAUAGCUCAAACGCUCCAAUAAGCUCAAUCCCUGCAGUGUUCACAUUUCUGAAAACUCCACACUCCCACAGACAGAGGGGGCGAGAGAGGCCAGAGAGGCGAGAGAGAGCGAUUGAGAAUGGGGAGGAAAAAGGGUGUGGUGUUCGAUGAGGGAGCUCCGGAUGACUUCGACCCGGAUAACCCAUAUAAGGACCCGGUUGCUAUGCUAGAGAUGAGGGAGCAUCUGGUGCGGGAGAAGUGGGUCGACAUCGAGAAGGCCAAGAUUCUCCGCGAGAAGGUGCGCUGGUGCUACCGGAUCGAGGGUGUCAACCACCUCCAGAAGUGCCGCCACCUCGUCCACCAGUACCUCGACGCCACUCGUGGCGUCGGCUGGGGAAAGGACCACCGCCCCCCAUCUCUCCAUGGUCCUAAGGCCGAGUCGCAAUGAAAUUGGCUAUUCUCUCAAUUGGUGUCAGGCAAAUGAGUCCAUUUGGUGUAUUUGGAUUAUAAACGGUACAAGUUUGGUUCUUGCGUCCCAUCAGCAUAACUUGUACUACGUAUUUUUAUUUUACUCCCUUUUCUACAACAAGACCUUUUUGUAUUAGACUCACUUCUGCAUACGCCAAUGGAUUAAUACUGGCUUCUUUCCUCAGUUACUUUGCUUUACUUUGCGAUUGAGGGAUAUGGAUUGGAACUUGAGAUGCAAAUAAAGGAAUAUUUUUGUCCCAUCUUCUAAAAAGCUGCUAAUGCUCAGCUUGUCGCUACUAUUUUGAUGGUUCCCAGACUGUCAAUUAGACCAUCAUGUUAAUCUGGAUUUUUUCGAAGGAAAUAUGUGUCACAAUAUAUUUUCACCAGACUGACGAGAGUUGUUUUUGUAAUUUUAAAAGACGUCAUGGAUGUCGAAAACCAAACAACUUCACAGAAAACAUCCUCACCAUGUGUAAGGUGAUAGUUCUUUAUUUAGAAAGCCCUGCUAAUCUGGUGGGUCUUUAUGUUUAAUUUUCCAAGGUAAUGAUUGGUGCCAAGUCCUUAGUUUGCUGCACAACUUACAAGUGUGUUACUGCACAUGCAUAAAACAUUAACAUACAGUGAAUGGGUGUGGUAAACUGAUAACUAGGAACUACAUUGCAUGUUCUCUCCUAUGGUAUUUUUGCUGGGAGCCUCUGUCAAGUA